GCGGAUGUGUUGUGUGUUUAGCGGCGAGAGACCGAAACGAAGUUCGAGUUCAAGAAUCCAACCAACGAAAGUAUUGAAAAGAUUUGGAAAUAUUUUAAGGAACAAGAUCGGAGACCGUACCGGAGUCGAAAAGUGAACCAUUUCGCAGUUCAGUUUUGAGUUUUGAGUUUUGAUUUCGCGGUAAUACAAUAGCCGGAAAAUGUCAGCGAGCAAUUAGUGCAGUUUCUCGUCCAGAUCCAGAGCCACAGUCAGACAUAAAGAGACAAGAGUAGAGACAAAAGGAUUGGCUGACUGGCGUAAUAAAUAAUAAACAACGACACAUCCAGAGCUGAUGAAAACACCCACAGUGGAAUACGCAACAACAGCAACAGAAACAGAAACAACGAUUUCAGUUUGUUGUCCCCAAAAGAAAGACCAUUAUUCAAAUCGUAAAAUGAUAUAAAGUUCAAAGUGCGCCCCCAGCACGAGUGCAAGUGGAACUUUUGUACAUGUACACGACAAUUAGAAGGAGAACUACAACUACCAACAGCGAAAGCAAAAGCAACAGCAACAGCAACAAAAUGUCCAACUGCCAAAGUUCAGUGUUCAUAGCCGUAGGCACCCUGCUCUCCAUUUUGGCGGCAGUGCAGGCGGCGCCAGUAUCCACCACCACACAGGCCGAGAUGUAUCUCUCCCAGUUCGGCUAUCUGCCUGCCUCUGCCGGCAAUCCUGCCAACAGUGGACUCCAGGACAAGUCAAAAUGGCUGAAUGCCAUCCAGGAGUUCCAGAACUUUGCCGGCCUCAACAUUACCGGCGAGCUGGACGACGAGACCCUGAAGCUGAUGUCCCUGCCCCGUUGCGGAGUGAGGGAUCGCGUCGGCACGGGCGACAGUCGUUCGAAGCGCUAUGCCCUGCAGGGCAGUCGCUGGCGGGUAAAGAACCUUACCUACAAGGUCUCCAAAUACCCCAAGCGGUUGAAGCGCGUGGAUGUCGAUGCUGAGAUUGGCCGCGGCUUUGCCGUUUGGUCCGAGGACACCGAUCUUACCUUCACGAAGAAGACCACCGGCCCCGUGCACAUCGAAAUCAAGUUCGUAGAGAGCGAGCAUGGCGAUGGCGAUACCUUCGAUGGACAGGGCGGCACCUUGGCCCACGCCUUCUUCCCCGUUUUCGGAGGCGAUGCGCACUUUGACGACGCAGAGCUGUGGACCAUUGGCUCGCCCCGCGGCACUAAUCUGUUCCAGGUGGCGGCUCACGAAUUUGGACACUCCCUCGGCCUGUCGCACUCCGACCAGAGCUCGGCUCUAAUGGCGCCCUUCUACCGCGGCUUCGAGCCUGUGUUCAGGCUGGACGAUGACGACAAAGCGGCCAUCCAGUCGCUGUAUGGCAAGAAGACGAACCAGCUGAAGCCCACCAAUACUUACCCGCCCAGCACGCAACGUCCCUCGUUUACGCCGCCAAAGGUGCCGCUGGACGACAGCAUCUGCAAGAACUCCAAGAUCGACACGCUCUUCAACUCGGCCCAGGGCGAGACGUACGCCUUCAAGGGCGACAAGUACUACAAGCUGACCACGGACUCCGUGGAGGAGGGCUACCCCCAGCUCAUCUCCAAGGGAUGGCCGGGACUGCCGGGCAAAAUCGAUGCCGCCUUCACGUACAAGAACGGAAAGACGUACUUCUUCAAGGGCACCCAGUACUGGCGCUACCAGGGACGACAGAUGGACGGCGUCUAUCCCAAGGAGAUCAGCGAGGGAUUCACCGGCAUUCCCGAUCAUCUGGAUGCGGCUAUGGUCUGGGGAGGCAAUGGCAAGAUCUACUUCUUCAAGGGCAGCAAGUUCUGGCGCUUCGAUCCCGCCAAGCGGCCGCCCGUCAAGGCCAGCUACCCCAAGCCCAUCUCCAACUGGGAGGGGGUGCCCAACAACCUGGACGCGGCGCUCAAGUACACCAACGGCUAUACGUACUUCUUCAAGGGCGACAAGUACUAUCGAUUCCACGAUGCUCGCUUUGCGGUGGACACUGCCACGCCCGCCUUCCCCAGACCGACGGCACAUUGGUGGUUCGGCUGCAAGAAUACGCCCUCGUCCACAGGUAAUAUUGUCGAGGGCUCGGACUCUGAGUACGAACAGCACUCGAUGGUAUCGCAUGCCGAUGAUGGUAAUAGUGAUUUUGAUUUGGACGCAGCAGUUGGCGAUCACCAAAGCAACGACGAGCCCAUCGGACCGGAAGUGGCCGAGCGUACGGGUUCCGGAGCCAUGUCCGUUUCGCAGCUGACAAGCAGCUCGGCAGUAAACACUGUGAUCUCCACCAUCCUGUUGUGCUUCAUCUCCAAACUGAUUGCUAGCUAAAAGAGCCAGGCAGAGCAUUUUCCGAAAAAUAAACACUUAGGAACUUAGGAAAACUGAACUAAAUGAAAGCCGAAACAACUCAAGUAAAAUUUCUAAAAUUUUACCGCACGUUGGACACCGAAAAUGCUUGAAAUUCAAAUGCGUAACAUCAUAUCGAAUACAAUGAGAGGAAAUGCAAAUCAAAAUAGUCCCAACAAAAAUUGAAA
Molecule: messenger RNA, 2527 nt
Organism: Drosophila miranda
Lineage: Eukaryota; Metazoa; Arthropoda; Insecta; Diptera; Drosophilidae
Product: matrix metalloproteinase-14-like
Exons: 6
Coding region: 489-2321 (610 amino acids)
Biological process (GO): extracellular matrix organization; collagen catabolic process; proteolysis
Cellular component (GO): extracellular matrix
Molecular function (GO): metalloendopeptidase activity; zinc ion binding
Source: RefSeq, a predicted model, not a curated record